AUGUCACAAUAUCACUACAAUAUUUCAAAGGAUGUUAAAUCAACCAACAUUCAAAUCACAGGAAGUUCAAAUGCGACACCAGCAGAUACCAGCUCAAGAUAUUAUUCUGAAUUCAACCAUUCCACAAACUUGAAACAAUCCGCUGAUAAAUACACCCAAAAGAAUGAAUAUGAAGAGCCAAGACUUGAUACUUCAAAGCCAGCUAUGGUUCCAGUUGGUACCAGUUUGAAUGACUUGGGUAACUACUAUCUCGGAAACAAUUCAUUCCUCCAAGCAUGUUACCUCGCAUACUCUCAACACCACAACCUCGUCAUCAGACCAGACGAUAUUUGGAUUGCCAUUAUGACCCAAUUUUCUUUCUACCUCAAUGCCCAUGCAGAGCAACUCAGAUCCAAGAUUGUCAGCCACGACGAUUAG
This is a messenger RNA of Heterostelium album PN500, 417 nucleotides long. RefSeq lists its product as uncharacterized. The transcript has a single exon. Bases 1 to 417 code for a protein of 138 amino acids. NCBI's taxonomy places the organism in Eukaryota, Evosea, Eumycetozoa, Acytosteliales, Acytosteliaceae. The record is from RefSeq and is a predicted model, not a curated record.